This is a messenger RNA of Helicoverpa zea (corn earworm), 986 nucleotides long. RefSeq names its product proline-rich protein 36-like. Bases 23 to 808 code for a protein of 261 amino acids. The record is from RefSeq and is a predicted model, not a curated record. The transcript has 2 exons. Lineage: Eukaryota; Metazoa; Arthropoda; Insecta; Lepidoptera; Noctuidae.
UUGUAUUUUAUCUGUGGUCGCAAUGGCGCGGGAAGUGAUCUUCUUGUUUUUGAUACAAAGUUUUGUUGUUAAGGUACUCACAACAUCAUACGCCCAGCCAACGUUACAACAAUAUCUACAUCUAACAGGGUUGCCACAUUCAGCACACACGAUCACCAUACCCGCCUCCCAAACAUUACCACCUAAUUUGGCAACACAGACAAGACCAUCUACUGGUUUACCAUCAUUCUCAGCUUUAGCUCUUCCUAACCUUGUAUCCAGUUUACAGCAGUUACCAUCGAUUCAAUCCCCACCUUUGAAUACAGCUGCCAGUUUACCAAGACUUCCGUCUCCUGUGCCCCAACUUCCACCAACAGGCCAGCCUAACCUGGUACCGAAACAGCCAACUAAAGUCGAUGUGAAACCGUCAAGUAUAGACUCUAGUGUGCUCAAUAAUUUAGCUAUAGCGUUACAAUUAUUAGUAGUCAGUAAUAUAUUGAAUUCUCCUCCACCUGAAUUAUCUAAGCCUAAAGUUAAGGAAACUGUUUCUUAUGCAGAGCAGGCUCAAAUUCCUUACUAUCCUCCGUCUAUGCCUAAUUCUAAAUUUGUUGGUACUUCAAGCUUUGCUGAGCCGAAUGUCAUAAGUGCUUAUGCUCCUACAAGAAAUAGUAUGGCAUUAAUGUCUCCGUAUGAAGCUUUGGAUCCAAGUUCGUCGUAUGCAGAGUCUGUUUUAUCUCCAUAUACUUCUAUAAGUUCGAGGCAAGAUUUUCAAUCACCUUAUUCAAUGAUGGGUGAUAAUGAUCUGUUUUCUGUGGGUGAUUUGUUUUGAUUGACUGUUAUUUUGUUUGUUGCUAUAAGUAAUGCCUUAAUGAGUGAUCUAAUUUUGUCAAAAUUAUAAUUUGUUUGUAAAUUACUUGUUUAGGUUUGUUGUGAGCUAAAUUGUUAUUUCAACUUGUCUGCAGAAUACUUCUUUCAGUACCUGUUUAUUACCUCUAUAAUCAUUCUCA